AUGUUGUGUUUCCUCAUCCUGGGGCCUAUCCAGUCAUUCAGCCUGUCGGUCUCAGAGAUCUUAUUUGUGGCCAUGUACAGCGCCGAGUUCUACAUGAAUCUCUACGCGGACCCCAUUGGCAUCUGGAAGGACGGCUACAAGCUGCUAGACUUGAUGAUGAUCAUCGUCAUCUCAUUCCCCUACGCUCUCCUCAAGAUCAAGGGCAAGCACUACCCUCACCACAAGAUCGCUAAUGGCAUGCAGUCUCUGCGCAUCCUCAAGCUCAUCACCUAUAGCCGGGGCAUCCGGACGCUCAUCACCGCCAUUGGGCAGACAUUCUACACUGUGGCCUCCGUGCUCAUCCUGUUCUUCAUCCUGAUGUACAUCUUCGCUAUCCUGGGCUUCUGCCUGUUUGGAGCUCCAGAUAAGGGUGACCAGGAAAACUGGGGGAACCUGGCUGUGGCCUUCUUUACCCUCUUCAGCUUGGCGACGGUUGAUGGCUGGACAGACCUGCAGCAGCAGCUGGACAGCAGGGAUUUUUUUCUGAGCCGAGCAUUCACCAUCAUCUUCAUCUUGCUUGGCUCCUUCGUCUUCCUCAGCAUGUUCGUGGGUGUGAUGAUCAUCCACACUGAGAACUCCAUCAAAAAGUUUGAGCGGGAGCUGAUGCUGGAGAGACACAUGACGCUCAUGAAAGAGAAGCAGGUGAUCCUGAAGCGGCAGCAGGAGGAAGUCAGCAGGCUGAUGCAGGCACAGUCAAAUGACUACAAAAGUUUUGGUGAGCUGAUGGAGGACUUCAAGCACACCCUGGAGCACACUGAGCCCAUGGUCUUGGAUGAUUUUGGCACUAGCCUGCCCUUCAUCGACAUCUAUUUGUCCACUCUGGACAACCAGGACACUACGAUUUACAAGCUCCAAGAGCUGUACUACGAGAUUGUGCACGUGCUGAACCUGAUGCUUGAUGACUUGCCCCAGAAGAAGCAGUUCCACUCCUCAGCAAAGGUUGACAAGAAGUAGUGUGACUGGGCACCCGGCGCUGAGGGC
Messenger RNA from Myotis lucifugus (little brown bat), 1020 nucleotides. RefSeq names its product cation channel sperm associated 3 (gene CATSPER3). NCBI's taxonomy places the organism in Eukaryota, Metazoa, Chordata, Mammalia, Chiroptera, Vespertilionidae. The record is from RefSeq and is a predicted model, not a curated record. Gene Ontology annotation, cellular component: membrane. Gene Ontology annotation, molecular function: monoatomic ion channel activity. Bases 1 to 993 code for a protein of 330 amino acids. Gene Ontology annotation, biological process: transmembrane transport; monoatomic ion transport. The transcript is spliced from 7 exons.